Tuber melanosporum (Perigord truffle) is the source of this 1680-nucleotide messenger RNA. RefSeq lists its product as uncharacterized. Bases 1 to 1446 code for a protein of 481 amino acids. Gene Ontology annotation, molecular function: ammonium channel activity. NCBI's taxonomy places the organism in Eukaryota, Fungi, Ascomycota, Pezizomycetes, Pezizales, Tuberaceae. Gene Ontology annotation, biological process: ammonium transmembrane transport. The transcript is spliced from 8 exons. Gene Ontology annotation, cellular component: plasma membrane. The record is from RefSeq and is a predicted model, not a curated record.
AUGGCCACCGCUUCUCAAAAUUUCAUACUUUUCACUCAGUAUCCGGAAGUCGACAUGGCCAAGACAGAUAAAUUCAUAUUCGACUAUAUCAACGAGCGAAAGCUAAAUGUUACUACCGACUCCGACGAAAUUGGUCAUGAUCCGAUGGCUUGGUUUCAGGGUGCCGAUGUCGUUUGGAUGUUAAUUUGUACUAUUCUGGUGAUGUUGAUGCCGGCCGGAAUAGGGUUUUUUUAUUCGGGGAUAUCAAAGCGGAGGUCUGCUAUGUCUAUGAUCUGGAUAUCGUUUCUGGCAAUGUCGGUGGUAGGAAUACAGUGGUAUCUUGUAGGCUACGGCAUAGCUUUUGGACAUUCAGACAACCCAUUCUGGGGUAGUAUUGCGGGCAUUGCUCUGAGGGAUGUCCUUACCAGACCAGUCGGGAACCAGAAUGGACCCCCGAUCCCGGAAUUACUUUUUGCUCUCUUUCAUGGUGCAUUUGCCUCUUUUACCGCUUCAUUGAUAGGUGGAGCUGUCGUGCAAAAGUUUCGAAUAGUACAUUUUUUGGUCUUUAUCUUCAUCUGGACUACCUUUGUUUAUGCACCUAUUGCACAUUCGACAUGGAGUCCGUCAGGCUGGUCCAACAAGCUAGGUGCACUAGACUAUGCUGGUGGAACAGUGGUCCAUAUGAGCGGAGCAUGUACUGCUGCUGUGUACUCGGUAUUCUUUAAAUGGAGAUUCCGAUUCUAUAGAGAUGAUGAAAACCCUGACAACGUUUUCCACGUCGUGCUUGGGACGACCCUACUCUGGGUGGGGUGGAUGGGCUUCAAUGGAGGCACGACAUUAGGAGCGAACUUAAGAACAGUCUCAGCACUUGUUUCGACGAACCUUGCUGCAUGCUCAGGCGGACUAACAUGGUGCUUUUUGGAAUUCUUUUUCUCCAAAUACAACCCCGAGCGUGAUCCCACAGGUUGCCCGAAACGGAAACCUGUUCCAAGAAGACUCUCGAUUCUUGCCUUUUGUAAUGGUGUUAUCUCUGGUCUAAUAACAAUUACACCAGCUGCGGGUUACGUGCCAUUGCAUAGUGCUAUAUGUUUUGGGGUUGUGGGUGCAGUUUGCUCGAACUUCUCUGAAGUGUUAAGCAAACCUAUAGGUGACAUAAACGAUAUAUUCUCUAUCCAUGGGGUCUCGGGCUUCGUUGGGAUGCUUCUAACUGGCGUGUUCGCACGGGACGAUAUUGCCCGUCUUGAUGGAUACACAAAUAUUCCAGGCGGAGGUCUAAAUGGAAACGGGAGGCAGAUUGCGUUGCAGCUCCUGGAUGCCGUCGUAGGCGGGCUGUAUGCCGCUGUUGGCACACUCGUUAUCCUGAUUUUUAUGGAGGUGGUUCGAUACAUUGCGACUCGCAGAAUAAAACCGGUGGAAGCCAUUUUUGAUGGGGAUCAGAUAGUAAGACGGGAACUUCCAGUUGUAUGACCCAGCAUGGGCAGGAGGCCGGAAUACAAUAUUAAAGUGCCUUGGGGGGGGGGGUGCUUUUCAUAUCCUUGUUUUCAAUGGGGUUCGUUACUGGUUUCUAUGAUAAGUCGGGCUGGUCUGGAGAGGUAACGCGUUGGUUCGGCAUCUGGGGACACCAAGUGAUAAGGGAAGUGAUGGGUUUCUUGAUACUUACUAGAGCAGGAUGCACAAAUAAAAAAUCUCGUCACUACUUGA